AAUAAAAAGAGACGUACUUCCUUUUUGUUGCCACAAGUCUGGAUGAGAAGCCAGAUCUCUUCAUCUUGAUGGGUUGUGGCCGCCUGGGUCUCAGCGCUAUGGGCAGCAAUUACCUGCUCCUCUUCUCAGGUCUCAGCAUCCUGCUGGCUCUGUCAGGAGGAGGUACCCUCCGAUCUCAGGGCCUAUGCUCCCUGCUUUGUUGUGGCACAUGCCCUGUGUGCCACUUGAAGAGAGAGAAGGGGAGUUGGACUGAGCAGUUUCUAUUAACCAUCGCAGUUUCUGUCUCCAGCUGUGAGAGAUCAUUCAACGCUCCAAUUACUUAUUUAGAAGUGUGCGGAGUCGUGGGUCAGCCUGUCACCCUACCCUGCACGUAUUCAGGAACGCUCACGACCAUGUGUUGGGGCCGAGGGACUUGUCCUCUUCUUGGGUGCCUAGAGGCAAUGGUCUGGACUAAUGGAUCCCAUGUCACCUUUCAGAAGGACUACCGUUAUACGCUAAACGGAUCCCUUUCGGCAAGGGAUGUGUCUUUGACUAUAGAGAAUGCAGUCAAGGCAGACAGUGGCCUGUACUGUUGUCGUAUUCAGCGCGGGGGUCGGCUUAAGGAUCAGAAACACAUCAUAUCAUUGGAGAUUAAAAGAGAGCACAAAGGUAUGACGACCCAGCCACCGGUGGAUGUUUGUAUGAGUGAGGAUACAGCCCAGACUUGGACAGAGUUGAAAAAUACAUGGAACAAUGGAACCAAAAAGGACAUUGCAAAAGUGGCUACCCAACUACUUCAGGAGGCAGAAUUAAGUAUAUGGAAUCAGAAUUUUGUUUCUCCAGGAAAGUAUGAGAAUCCUGUGCUUGAUAUAGUCUAUGAAACUAAGACGUGUGAUGAGACAAGCAAGAAAACAAUUUUGGAAGCUGGAAAUAACACAAUGGUUAUUGACUGUGCCCAUGCGUUCACAGAAACCACAAGAGAUCAGAGUGCUGUUGCAUUGAUCACCUAUCGUGCUCUUGGGGAUAUUCUCAAUGAAACCUAUUUUAGUGACAGAAAAGGACUGCAAGAAGUGAAACUGAACUCUCUUGUCGUGAGUGGCACCAUUGGCUCAAAGGAAAAAAUUGCCCUGUCCAAACCUGUCCUCCUGACCUUUAAACAUACUCAGCCUGUUGGUGAAAGAACAAAACAAUUCUGUGUCUACUGGGAAGGAUCGAAGGAGGGGGGCAGCUGGUCAAGGGAAGGCUGCUCUCGUAUCGGAAGCAACGACUCUCACACCAUAUGCCAGUGCUUCCAUCUGUCCAGCUUUGCUGUCCUCAUGGCUCUUAUGCCCAAGGCAGAUCCGGCGCUGACUCUGAUUACCUAUGUGGGGCUGAGCCUCUCUCUGCUGUGCCUCUUCCUGGCAGCCCUCACCUUCCUCCUGUGCCGUCCCAUCCAGAACACCAGCACCUCACUCCACCUGCAGCUCUCGCUCUGCCUCUUCUUGGCCCACCUACUCUUCCUCGUGGGGAUUGAUAAAACUGAGUCUGAGGUGCUGUGCUCCAUUAUCGCUGGGGUCCUGCACUACCUCUACCUUGCCGCCUUCACCUGGAUGUUCCUGGAAGGCCUGUACCUCUUCCUCACCGUCAGUAACCUCAAGGUGGCCAACUACUCCAGCGCAGACAGAUUCAAGAAGAAGUUUACGUACCCUUUUGGCUAUGGGAUCCCAGCUGUGAUCGUGGCUGUGUCUGCAGGUGUUGGACACAAAAAUUAUGGAACAAAUACUCAUUGCUGGCUGAAGCUUGAUAAAGGCUUUAUCUGGAGCUUCUUGGGACCAGUGGCCAUCAUUAUCUUGAUAAACUUGGUGUUCUACUUCCUAAUUCUGUGGAUUUUGAAAAGCAAACUUUCUUCCCUCAAUAAGGAGGUUUCCACCAUUCAGGAUACCAGAGUCAUGACAUUUAAAGCCAUUGCUCAGCUAUUUAUCCUGGGCUGUUCUUGGGGCCUUGGUUUUUUUAUGGUUGAAGCAGUAGGGAAGACGGCUGGAUUAGUCAUUGCCUACAUAUUCACCAUCAUCAAUGUCCUGCAGGGAGUUUUGCUCUUCACGGUGUACUGUGUCCUUAGUCGCCAGGUUCGAAGGGAAUACAAGAAAUGGUUUACUGCAAAGUGGAAAGGAGUUGAAGUGGAAAGCACUGAGAUGUCUCGGUCUACUACCCACACCAAAAUGGAGACUCCGGAGAAGCCAUCAGAGUUUGUACAGAAAAAAGACACCAAAGACACUGUGUCCACCCAACCAGAGCCGCCAGCUGACCUUGCUGCUGUUUCCUGGCUAAAGACAAAGGAAUGAUCUGCUGAUCGAUGGAGCCCCUUGUGGUCACAUGUGGACUGGACACGUGCCACCGUGUAUAUCUCUUCCCUGUGAUGUGUUGACUCCUUCCCUUAUUUUGGUCUCUAUUGGUCUCUAGCUCCCUAGAAAGAAUGGGACACAUGGAGAAUUCUUAAAACCAGCAUCCUGUAGCAGAUCAUGAGCCAUUACCUGCUCAAGGGAUGGUUUUGUUUUUGUUGAUGUUUUGUUUCUGGUAUCUCAUUUUUUUAUUCUUGUUCAAAAUAUAAACAGUAAAACAAAACAUGCCAAUUCAACAAUUUCUACAAGCACAAUUCAGUGAUAUUGGUUACAUUCUUCAACUGUAAAACCGUUGUCACCCCCCUCUACCAAAUUGUUCCUCCUCAAUUAACAUAAACUCACUGCCACCUCAGCUUCCUACCUGACCUUCCAGUUGCUGUGGCCAAUUUGAUCCCAUAGACAUAAUUCUUUCAAAGAGCACAAUGUUCGAGGCAGACAUUAUUUACUAAAUAAGCUAAGUUAGUUGUUGUUUGGUUUACAGACUACUUCAGGAGAUAUUUUUGGUUUAGUGUUUAAAGAAUUAUUUCAGGGAAACGAUUUCAGGGGUUUGUCCAGCCUCAAUGGCUCCAGAAUGUCUGGAUUCCAUAAGAAUUUGAAAUUGUUCUGCAUUUUACCACUUUGAUCAGGAUUCUUCUAUAAAAUCUUUGAUCAAAAUGUUCGAUUACAGUAGCCGAGCACCAUCCACUUUCUUCUGGUCUCAUGGCAAAGGAGGUAGUUGUUGAUGGAGGCAAUUAGUCACACAUGCCAUUUCUUCCAUCUCUUCCUGACUCUUCUUUCUCAGCUGCUUCAGGUGAAUAGAGACCAAUAGUUGUGCCUUGGAUGGCUUGCAAGCUUUUAAGACCCCAGGCACUAUGCAAGGAGCCAGGAGGUAGAACAGAAGCACUAAAAACGACGUUAGGUCAAUUACCCAGGAUGUCUCAAGGGGUGCUUUUUAAUAAUGUGGGAAAUGGGGUUGAGUUUCUGACCCCUUGGCUAACACCUGGAUUUAGUUCACAGCACCCUCUCUUGCCUCCCCCUCUCCCCAUUCCUCUCCCUGACUUGUAUGGUGUUGCAUUUUAUGCCCCCAAAGACCUUUCAUAACUCAACGUUUGCCUAACUCAGUAUUCUCCAUAUGGACAAAUAUUAAAAGGGACGGUUGUAUUCUCGGAACACGAAAAUACACCAUCACUCACGCUUAGGGACACAUCGUGGAUGGGAGGGUGCUUGUAGCCAGGCGACCAGCACUGUUCCCUUUUUUUUUGCCUGAUGACAUGUUCAAACCUAAAUGUAAGCCUAGGUUAAAGAUAGUUUUCUUUUCUUGAGUAUUUCCAGCAAAAAUGCUCCAAACAACGUGGCGUAUCACAGUGGUGGUUUGGCCUUAUUUGUUUUAUCACUUUCAAUUUCUUGUCCAAAGUUACUGAUUUUUCGGUGUGUUUCUCAGCACUGCAGUUAACAAAUGCAUGAUGACUUGGUUAUCAAAAGGUUUUUUAAAAAUAUUUAAAAUUCUAAUAAUAGUAAAUGUUAAAACUGAAGUCGCUGGAUGGUGCAAAUGGUGAAGAGGCUCAGUUACUAACCAAAAGGUUGGAGGCUCCAGUCCACCCAGAGGAGCCUUGGAAGAAAGGCCUGGCAAUCUUCUUCUGAAAAUUCAGCCUAUAGAGGACAGUUCUGCUCUGACACACAUGGGGUCGCCAUGAGUCAGAAUCGACGCAGUAGCAACUGGACUGGGAAUCUAAUAUCAGGGAAUAAGCAGAGAAGACUUCCUCAAAGAAACAGAAUAGGAUACCAUAGAAGAUACAGAUCUUGGGGUCAGCAUAUUGGAAUAUCCAGUCCCACAGCUACAGAACUUAUGCUGUGUGACUUUGAGCUAGUGGCUUCACAUCUCUGAGCUUCAGUUUCCUGAUCUACUAAAUAAAGCUAAUAACUCAAUGGGCGAUCUCCAUUUGCCUUCAGGAGCCACACUUCCCCCUUCUCCACCCUGAACUGUGCCCCAGAAAGCUGGUCUGGAUGCACCAGAACCCCAGAAGGGGUUUGAAUGGGCAUGGUCAAUGGAGUGCACUGGCAAGAGAUUGAAAGGAGGAAGGAAAGUGAAGUGGGGAUAUUUCUUUCCCCAGCUCCCUCCUCAUGAGCCCGUGGGUUGGUUGUUUUUCUCCACCCAAAGUCUCCUACAGUUUUCUCCAGGUCUUUGGUAACCUCGGAAACCCUGGUGGCAUAGUGGUUAAGUGCUAUAGCUGUGAACCAAAGGGUCGGCAGUUUGAAUCUGCCAGGCGCUCCUUGGGAACGCUAUGGGGCGGUUCUACUCUGUCCUAUAGGGUGGCUAUGAGUCAGAAUCAAAUCGACGGCACUGGGUUUGUUUUCUUUGGUUUUGGUAACCUCCGUCUCCCUUUACCUCUCACAGGCCUGGAGGUUGUUAUCAGCUCUCCACAUUACUACCCCUCGGGUGCUCCAUUAUCCCUUGUUAUUUUGCCCUAAACUUGCCUUCACCUUUGUAAUAAAUCCUUCAAGAAACUCACCUCAUUCCUCCAUUGGCGUAUGCCUCUGUUUCCUGGCAGGACUCUGAUACAAUAACUGUAACUACCCCGUAGAGACAUAGCUCUGGUGGCACGACGGUUAAGCACUCAGCUGGAAACUGAAAGGUCACUGAUUGGAACACCCCCUCCGCCAAUGAUUCCAGGGGAGAAAGACCUGACAAUCUGCUCCUGUGAAGAUCAAAGUCUGGAAAAUCCAAGGGGGCACUUCUACUGUGUCACACAGGGUCACUAUGAGUUGGAACCCACUCGACGGCACACAACAACAACACCACACAGAGUUAAUUAUGCAGAUUCAGUGAUAGGAUGCAUGUGAGUGAUUGGCCUGGUCCCCGGCACAUAAUAAACACUCAGAACUCUCAUCUGUUGGUUUGUUUCUGUGAUGGCUGACAUGUUGCUGUGACGCUGGAAGCUAUGCCACCGGUAUUUCCAAUACCAGCAGGGUCACCUUAGAUGGACAGGUUUCAGCAGAGCUUCCAGACUAAGGCAGACUAGGAAAAAAUGCCUGGCGACCUCCUUCCAAAAAUCAGCCAGUGAAAACUCUAUGAAUCACAACAGAAUGUUGUCCAGUAUGGAUCACAACAGAACGAUGUCCAAUAUAGUGCCAGAAAACAAGGCCCCCAGGUUGGAAGGUCGCAACAAUAGACUCAAACAAACCAAUGAUCAUGGAGAUGGCUCAGGAUCAGGCAAUGUUGUGUUCUGUUUUACUGGCAACAACAAAUAUAAAUAUAAAACCAUUCCCAUCGACUCAGCCCGGCUCCUGAUGACCCCAUGUCUUACAGAGUAGAGCUGUUCCAUAAAGUUUUCUUGACUGUAAACUCCACAGAAACAGAUCGUUAGGGUUUCUUCUGUGAUGUCACUGAGUGUGUUCCAACUCUUCCAAACUUUAGGUUGGCAGCUGAGCACAGACUGAGAAAUAAGAAAGCCCAAUAUUAGUAUGUUUGUUUGCUACGGGCAGGGUUAGGGUCAGGGUGGUCAGGGUCAGGGUAAGUGUUAGUGUGAGGGUUACGGUUGGGGUUAGUGUUAAGGUUAUGGUUAAAAAACUGGUUCCUUGGUAAUCUCUCAACGGCAGAGAGUCGAUGAAAAGGGGAAGGAAAACAACGUCCCCCUGAACAGACCAAGUCAUAAAAGUCAGAAAUCUGGAACUGAAAUAGCCAUAUUUCCCUUUUAUUGGUUACCCUUCCCCCAUCGGCUUUCCCAGGGAGCUGCACGUGUUAAGAUUCAUUAUUUCACUCUCCAGGUUUGAUGUGGUUUACCCUUUAAAUUUUUUUUCCCAAAGAAGUACUGACUUCACGGUUGCACGCUCGGCUCCUCAACGUAAGCAACGUUCUACCUACCUGGUCCUAACCUGGCUCCAUGUGACAUUAAGUGACAGAACAUUCCAUGAGGGGGUGAUGAACUGCUGCUGGUGACCACAGCUUUUUGUGUUCUUGCCACUGUGUUUUAUUAGAUCUUGUGCUGAACUAUGGAACUUACACCCACAAAUAGUGGCUCUUUUGAAACCCCCGAGACUCCUUGAGAAAUAGGAAAUGUGAGGCUCUGUAGUUCCUCCUCUGUUAUCAGUGAGAAUUUGGGGGAGCUACGGCUAAGACCACGGCUGCUUUCCUAUGUAGUGAGCAUUAAACAUCUUCCUUUCUUUGGUUACAGAAAAAUCAGAGUCUAACUUGAUUCAACUGGAGGUGGUGCUGGGCUGGCAUGAGGGUCAUCUCCCCAAAGUGGCCCAUAUGAGUUUCUAAGGGGACGUUCAAAUGGGCAU
This is a messenger RNA of Loxodonta africana (African savanna elephant), 6617 nucleotides long. RefSeq names its product adhesion G protein-coupled receptor E4-like. The transcript has 17 exons. Gene Ontology annotation, cellular component: plasma membrane. The record is from RefSeq and is a predicted model, not a curated record. Gene Ontology annotation, biological process: cell surface receptor signaling pathway; adenylate cyclase-activating G protein-coupled receptor signaling pathway. The coding region runs from base 69 to 2300 and encodes 743 amino acids. Gene Ontology annotation, molecular function: G protein-coupled receptor activity. NCBI's taxonomy places the organism in Eukaryota, Metazoa, Chordata, Mammalia, Proboscidea, Elephantidae.